Messenger RNA from Acinonyx jubatus (cheetah), 6572 nucleotides. It is a transcript of the gene WNT2, whose product is annotated as Wnt family member 2. Bases 752 to 1834 code for a protein of 360 amino acids. Lineage: Eukaryota; Metazoa; Chordata; Mammalia; Carnivora; Felidae. The transcript is spliced from 5 exons. Gene Ontology annotation, cellular component: extracellular region. The record is from RefSeq and is a predicted model, not a curated record. Gene Ontology annotation, biological process: canonical Wnt signaling pathway; cell fate commitment; neuron differentiation. Gene Ontology annotation, molecular function: cytokine activity; frizzled binding.
UCCCCAACCUUGCCCGGCAACUACUCGGCAGCCCCAAAUCUCUACUCGCUCUUCCUUUUGGCUUUGGGAGAGAAGCGGAGCAAUGAGUUGAAAAUCAUCCCUGGAUUUUUGCAUCCUGUACACAGUUAUCUCCUCAUCCUCUCCUUCAUUUUCCCACAUUGCACUCUCGGAGACUUCUGUGUGCCGGAGGGUAGCCUCGCCUAUCCGCCUAUCUGGAGCACCGGUCCUGUGGCAGGAGCCCCACUGAUGCUCUGACCAGGAGCUUCCCGAAAGGUGCCUCCCUCCACGGGUGCCCAAGGCCACGCAGAGGUGCUCCUCCUUCCCCGCCUCACCUCAUCUCCAGACACCUCUUGCCAUCAUUGCAUCCACCCUUGUGUAAAACCCGCGCCCCCCCGCCCCACCCGGCGCCGCACCCCCUCCCCCGGCUGCUCCCGGCAGGCGGGGAGCCGAACGGACUGGGGCGCGCGGGAGGCGCGCAGAGCUCGAGAGCUCUCGGGCUGCCCGAGCUCGCAGCGCCUGGGGAAUUGGGCUGUGGGCGAGGCGGCCAGGGCUGGCCUUUAUCGCUCGCCCCGCUGGUGGUUUGAAACUUUAUCAGCGAGUCUCGCCACUCGCCGCAGACGCGCGGGGGGCGGGGGCGCGGCGAGGCGCCUGCGGCCGUGACGAGGCGCUCCCGGCGCUGAGCGCUUCUGCUCGGGGCACGCAUGGCGCCCGCACACGGAGUCUGACCUGAUGCGGACGCAAGGGGGUUAAUAUGAACGCCCCUCUCGGUGGAAUCUGGCCCUGGCUCCCCCUGCUCUUGACCUGGCUCACCCCUGAGGUCAGCUCUUCAUGGUGGUACAUGAGAGCUACAGGUGGCUCCUCCAGGGUGAUGUGUGACAAUGUGCCAGGCCUGGUGAGCCGCCAGCGGCAGCUGUGCCACCGACACCCAGAUGUGAUGCGUGCCAUUGGCCUAGGCGUGGCCGAGUGGACUGCAGAGUGUCAGCACCAGUUCCGCCAGCAUCGCUGGAACUGCAACACCCUGGACAGAGAUCACAGCCUCUUCGGCAGGGUCCUGCUCCGAAGUAGUCGGGAAUCUGCCUUUGUUUACGCCGUCUCCUCAGCGGGAGUUGUGUUUGCCAUCACCAGGGCCUGUAGCCAAGGAGAAUUAAAAUCCUGUUCCUGUGAUCCAAAGAAGAAGGGAACGGCCAAGGACAGCAAGGGAAAUUUCGACUGGGGUGGCUGCAGUGAUAACAUUGACUAUGGGAUCAAAUUUGCCCGAGCAUUUGUGGAUGCCAAGGAAAGGAAAGGAAAGGAUGCCAGAGCCCUGAUGAACCUUCACAACAACAGAGCUGGCAGGAAGGCGGUAAAGCGGUUCUUGAAACAAGAAUGCAAGUGUCACGGAGUGAGUGGCUCGUGUACUCUGAGGACGUGCUGGCUGGCCAUGGCUGACUUCAGAAAAACGGGCGAUUACCUCUGGAGGAAGUACAACGGGGCCAUCCAGGUCGUCAUGAACCAGGAUGGCACUGGUUUCACUGUGGCUAACAAGAGGUUUAAGAAGCCAACAAAAAAUGACCUUGUGUAUUUUGAGAAUUCUCCAGACUAUUGUAUCAGGGACCGAGAUGCAGGCUCUCUGGGUACAGCAGGCCGUGUAUGCAACCUGACUUCCCGGGGCAUGGACAGCUGCGAGGUCAUGUGCUGCGGGAGAGGCUAUGACACCUCCCACGUCACCCGGAUGACCAAGUGCGAGUGUAAGUUCCACUGGUGCUGUGCCGUGCGCUGUCAGGACUGUCUGGAGGCCCUGGACGUGCACACAUGCAAGGCCCCUAAAAGCGUUGACUGGGCGGCUCCCACAUGACCCCAGAGGAGGUUGCCAUCACCUUCUCUCCUGCAAGGACUCCAUUGGAUCUGCAAGGACACUGGGCCUUUGGGUUUUCUCGGGGAGAUAUUUCCUAAGGCAUGUGACUUUGCCUCAACAGAAGUCCUUCCUCUCCCACCCAGGGGGCCCCAGAACUGGGGCCACAUGUUGCACACAAAGCAUGCCUUAUUCCCUCCGCCUUCGAGCAUUCUGGGCUGCAUCUCUUCCUGGUCAGGACAGACUGCUAGGAGGGGAGGGGCCGGCCACAUCACUGUCUCCACCCACCUAGACGUUUCCUCUUUCUAGAGCGGCUGGCCAGAGGGGAAAAGAGUGUCCCAAAGGAGCUUUCUCUGUGUCUCCCAAUAAAUGAUCAUAGUUCAGAAAUCCCAUACUUCUCUCAGGAGGGUAAAGACAGCAGGACCAACUGCCACCGAAUUAACUGUAAAUCCUGAAAAGACCAAGCAAGGCUUUUGCCUGAUCAAGUGUUUUUCGCAGCCACCACAUCCAGGGGUAAUUGGUAACUGCCUGGAGAAAGAUGGCUUUCAAAGAACUUCAGGUUUAAAACGCAUAUUUUUCAAAGCACUUAUUGCCAUAUUAAAAUUUGAUGUAACAAGACGGGACUGUUGUCCUUUGGUACAGUUUUGGAAUCUUUACAAUAGCAAGAGCCUCAGAAAGUCAUUGCUUUGCAUUGACUUAAUAUAAAGCAACUUUAUACAUAAAGUCCCCUUAAUAUAAAGCAACUUUAGGGAUCUCACUUAAGAUCUGAAGGGAAUUUAAAAGAAAGAUUGAUGAUCUGGCAGUAUUCUGACCUAUUGGGGGAGGAUGGAGGAGAAUAACAGUGAGUAAAAUAUCAGAAAAUGUGUCUGUACAGAUAAGGAGAAAAAGGGGAAUAAAAUUUCUAUCUGGUAUGAUGCAUGUGACCCAUGGAAUUUUGUAGUUGAAAUGGCCUUCAGAAUGAUAACUUUUGGGACGGCAAGACUAGGGAACCAACAUGCUGACAGAGAGGUUUCCAGAGGUAAGUCACGCCUACACGGCCUGCACCGUGAGCAGAUGCCCAAAAGAGGUCCGCCAUUUGUGCCAAGGAGCAUCAGCAUAUACCCAUCACCCUCCAAGCACAUUUUAAAGACCUGCCAUAUUUAAUUGUGUUCAUCUGAGGCUAACAAGAUGUCAAGAUAUCAUAGCCUCAAGCAAAUGACACAUAGCCUUGCUUAUAAGGUUGGUAACCCUAGUAUAUUAUAUGGCAAACAAAUCGUAAUUUAGAGACUGUAUUUAAGGGACCCAGCUGUAAUUAUGGGAACAUCAGUGUGCAGAUUGUGGCCGGCUUCUGUCAUGAUCCAAAAGAUGACGUCCAGGGAAAAUGGAGAGGCUGCCACCCCAUUUUCUAUAUUAAGUGAAAGAAAGGCGAAAUAUCUGAAGUUACUUCUCAUCCGCUUGGCACAAUUAGGUUCUGGUUCUAAAUAUGGUCUCUUUGCUGAGCUACAUUUAUUAACAGGAUGUUCCAUUCUAUGCAUCUGGUGUCACACUGAUGUUUGCUCAUUCGUCCAUAGCCUGGCCUUCAGUUUCUCCAUCCUUGCUCUGCAGCAGGACGUUUAGACUGAGGCUCACAGACAUCAACCUGCUGAGGUACUUUGUCAUAAUUGAUACUUGCCUCCUCACCCUCGUAAAAACAACAGAAUUUAUCUCCUUUCUCUCACUCCCUAGAGUUAGUCAUCUGAUUUUUCCAAAGUGGUUCUUUCCUCUUUUUAUUCUAUGGAUUCAGAGGCAGGAAGGGGGAGCAUGACAGAAUUGCUCAGAGCUCAGUGUGGGCCUUCGGCAGGGUGUGGGAAAGCCGGGCAGGUGGGCUCGGUCUUAGUUACACUGAAGCUGUCUGUGAAUGCCUUCCUGGGGGGAUGAGGGGACUUUCAUGGUGGUCCCACAGCCAUCAGCCCUUCUGCCUGCUGGAUGAAUUAUGAACUCAUAAAUCCAUAGGUGUGUUGAGAAAUGGAAAGGAUCUAAGUAGACAUCUCAGCUCCCUUCAGUUUGUAUCUGGGGAAAUUGAGACUGCGAGAGGUGAAGAUCUCUGUGCAAAUAUCUGCCACUGCUCUCAAGCCCCAUCACAAACAGGACCACAUGUUCAGAGCAGUCAGGAAAGCCAAGCACUUUAUCUAGUUUGUCUCGGAAUUAAUGCAAGUGGAGUCUAAAUAAUUUUAGCAUCCAAAAGGGAUGGUCAUUAUCUCUUUUAAUUCUUGGGAUGCUUUCUUUUAAAAAAAUAUUUUUAAUGUUUAUCUACUUUUUGAGGGAGGGGGAGGGGCAGAGAGAGAGAGAGAGAUACACACACACAGAAUGUGAAGCAGCCUCCAGGCUUUGCACUGUGAACACAGAGUCCUGAUGCAGGGCUCGAACUCACGAACAGCAAGAUCAUGACCUGAGCUGAAAUCAGACGCUUAACUGACUGAGCCACCCAGGCACCCCAUAACCCCUAGGAUAUUUUUAUCUGACUUUGUUUUUUUGCUGAGAUGCAUCCUACUUGAUAAGGAGCAAGGGAACAAGGUGUACCCAUGCAGGAACCUGCAUAAAUUUCCCUAAUCUGUAAGGGAGACUCUGGCAGCCAUCUGAAAUGCCAGUAGGUAUCGCCAUUAGGGAGGGUAUAACAAGAGACUGAAAGAUUUUUAUCUGUUUUCAAAUAGAGGAAAUCUCCACUAUGGAAAAAAAUUAAAAACAGGUGAAGAUAAUUUCAAACUCAUUUUCUCUAGGGCUUGGUUGAGGCUCCACAGUCCAGGAUUCUAAACUAUACUAAAGUCUUGAUUACCUGAGGCUUUUAAGGCAAUGUAUGGCACAAAUUACCCAAAACAAAAUGAGAGACUCCAUUCAGAUCCCCUUAAAAAUUUCCUCCCAAUAAAAAUUUUAUUACAAAACAAAGUUUUCUAGGCCCACGAUGAUGCCAAUUAAUGUUCCGCAACAUCUUUAAAAGUUCUAACAGAAUAGGAGAUCUUGACUAAUUCAGUGGAGUUUUCUAUAAUAAAGAUGUAAUCUGCACGUGACUCUGAGUCUUAGCAAAUUUGUUGUCCUCAAUAAAUUUGCCUCCCUAAAUUGGUCUGUAUUGGACUGAUCUUUGUAUUCUGUGAGCACCUUUGUCAAGGUGCAUCUUCAAAGUAUAAGAGACUUAAUUAAAAACUGAGAACAAACUGAGGGUUGAUGGGGGGUGGGAGGGAGAGAAGGGUAGGUGAUGGGUAUUGAAGAGGGCAUCUUUCAAUACCCCUUAGCACUUAGUGCUUUCAAUACCCCCUGAGCACUUAGUGUUGUAUGGAAACCAAUCUGACAAAUUUCAUAUAUUAAAAAAAAAAAAAGGUGCAAUCUAGUUACAACAUCUUGGAUAGCCUCUCACGUUUAGCUCCAGCACAAAAGCCCCAAGUGCCAGGACCACACUCAGCGGUGGGUCUUUGCCCCUCUAGGACGGAGGCCCUGGCAUAUUAUUGGACCACAGAUGCUCAGAAGUGGGAGAAUCAUAGGGCACCCCAGAAUACUGAUUAUCUGCUCUCCCUUAUAUGGAUGUCACCAGACUGCAAGGAACAUCCCAGAAGAAUCUACUAAUGGCAAUUUAUUCUGUAUGGGGCUGGAUAAUGGGAGAAGGAUUAAGAGGGAAAGAGUCAGGUGGCUGCUAUUAAGUGACAGGCUGAGUGAGCGUGGUGAUGGUGAAGAGUGGCUUUUUCAGCUCUUGGGAGUAACCUCCACCCUUCCUGCUGUUGUUGCUUCCCUGCCCCCUCCCAGCACCUACUUCCCAAGGCAUCAAGAGGCCCAGAAGUGCAGGGCCUCAAGCCACUGCUCACUUUCUCCAUACCUGUUGUGUAGCUUUGCUCAAGGCUGUCAAGGUUAAUUUCAAGAGAUGUUCUCAAUUGUCACAGCUGUAUUCUUUUUUGGAGUUAUUACAAAGCUUGAAAAACAUCAGGUCUCACAUUUCUUUUUCAAAGAAAGUAGCUUUAAAGUGAGAAAAUCUAGCUUCACGUUGACAUUUCUCAGCUUUAUUAAUUUAUUAAGGAAUCUUACAUCAACUCUGCAAAACCUAAAGCGGGGCUCCCUUAGAAGCAGCCAACAUGACUGUACAUGCACUUGUCCUUGAUGGCAUUUUUAAGCCAACAUAUUGUGAUUACGUCUCAUUUAUUAAAGGCUGGCCUGAAGCUGGUAUUGUCUCACUCAGCUGAAGAACAUUCAUCUCGCCUCUUGCCUGCUCUCAAAAUAAAGGCUCAGAGAGGUGUCCAAUAGACCAGAACCAUUCUUUUGUGUCUAUUUACUGUACUUCAACCCAUGUUUCCUUAUCUUAAGAGCAAGAAGUGUACUCUUAACAAAUAAACCUCACCAGUUCCAAAGCUGGUAAAUUGCUUUUGUCAGGUCUCUGCUGACCUUCUGAAAAACAAUCUGCUGGUGUAAGCUGACAAAGGCCUGCUUAUUUUGACCUUCUCCUUACCUAGGCAGAGAAAAUUUUCUGUCACUCAUCCAUGAGAAUGUUCUUUACAUUUUUCAGGGGAUCAGCAAGGUGACAGGUGGUUUGCAAAGCCCAACAUGAUUAUUAUUUUUCUAAAUCAUAGUUGUUCCAACUCCAGCUUUUUUUCCCCUGAUAUUCACAUGAUUCCUGUUUAACCAAACCUCCCACAUCCAUGAGCUAAUAAAAGUGUCACGCAGAUUGUUACAAAGAACUAUUGUUAUUUACAAGUCUACAUUUUCUGUGAAAUCAAAACAUAAUAAAGUGAAUUUUCAGUGUUGA